AUGUCUGGUAUUAUAACCAAAAUAUUCUCAAAAAUCCAUCUACAAAACAUUCAAAUUGCCAAUACAAGCAAAAUUCACAAUAAAGUAACAGCAACCCUUAUACCAGGCGAUGGGGUUAGUCCAGAACUCAUCCAUUCGGUGCAAGAAGUCUUCAAAGCAGCUCAAGUGCCAGUCGAAUGGGAAACACACUUAUUUUCUGAAGUUAAUCACAGCGAAUCUCUGGAAGAAGUAGUCAAGUCGAUUGUGAAAAACCGGGUGGCCCUUAAAGGCAGUUUAAUCAUCCCCGAUCAUUCGGACAAAGGUGAUUUAGAAACUUUUAAUGCAAAGCUACGCAAAAGACUGGAUUUAUAUGCCAAUGUGGUUCAUGCAAAAUCUUUAGGUGGUGUUAAAAGUAGGCAUAAAAAUAUCGAUUUGGUGAUUAUAAGGGAACAAACCGAAGGCGAAUAUUCGGCGAUUGAGCAUGAAGCCGUUAAAGGGGUAGUUGAGUGUCUAAAAAUCGUUACAGCUAAAAAAUCCAGGCGAAUAGCCCAUUUCGCCUUCGACUAUGCUUCGCGAAACCACAGAAAAACGGUGACUUGCAUCCAUAAGGCAAACAUAAUGAAAUUAGGAGAUGGUUUGUUUUUAAGAAGCUGCGAGGCAAUUGCCUCAUUGUAUCCGGAUAUUAAAUUUGAAUCGAUGAUUGUGGACAGUUGCACCAUGCUAAUGGUAUCGAAGCCCCAACUAUUUGACGUUCUUGUAACCCCAAACCUUUAUGGAAACAUCAUAGAUAAUUUAGCCACAGGCUUAGUCGGAGGUGCUGGAAUUGUAUCCGGAUCUACGUAUUCUUCGGAUUGUGUUGUUUUCGAGCCUGGUGCCAAGCAUGCUUUUGAGAGAGCCGCUGGGAAAAAUAUAGCAAACCCGACUGCGAUGCUGUUGUGUGCCAGUAAGUUGCUGAGGCAUGUAAAUUUGCCUGAAUAUGGCGAAAUGGUUAGAAAGGCUGUGGAAAGGACGAUUAAGGAUGGUAAAGUGCUGACUAGAGAUAUGGGAGGGCAAAGUGGUACUAAGGAAUUCACUAAGGCUGUUAUAGACAAUUUAACUUAG
Molecule: messenger RNA, 1080 nt
Organism: Ceutorhynchus assimilis (cabbage seed weevil)
Lineage: Eukaryota; Metazoa; Arthropoda; Insecta; Coleoptera; Curculionidae
Source: the annotation of a GenBank genome assembly